CGAUGCUAUCUCAUCCAUACUGACUUUGACAGCCUCGAACCUUGAUAUCUCGCCUUCUGUUCAGCUUCAAGGUCAUCUAUCUUACAGCUCGUCAAAAAUGAGUGAAAGACUCGGAAAUAUCACCUAUGCUAUAUUAUUGCUCUACAGAGCUGGGAUGGUCAUCAUGCUGAAUCAAGUCUUAGCGGACGUGCAUCUAGUUCUUCUCUUUUUGACUUCUACAUGCCAUUUCUGGCUGCCCUGUCAAUCACGAUCGAAGACUAAACAGUAAGGACACACGCCAGCCUUCAGAGAUUGUACCGCACCAUCUUAAACUCCCACACCCGAAUCUGCGUUCCGAUUAUGCCUACAGAAGUCCAAGCAAAUUGGACUCGGCUGAUUCGUGGUUGUGGCUGCUCUCACUGCAGAGCGCUGGACAGAUUUCUGGUCGACCGUGAGGCAGAAACACACCGAUUCAGUGGACAUGUAGGAGAUCGAAAACACCUCAUAAGUGUUCUCUCAACAGACGAGCAGAAUGGCUCCAUCAAGAUCAGCACCGACACAUCUGCGAUCUCGCACACAAUCCAUAUCCAGAAGAUCGGCGAGAAGAUCGACAGAGACUUCGGAAAAAUGGAAGCUUGGUCACUCGCGCAACAGAAGGUCCAAGAGAUUUCCAGCUCGGCUUUACGCAUUAUCUUGGGCGAUGAAGACUUCCGACUUGCUCUUGAUCUCAAACCUAUCUCACCAGAACCUUUUUCCCACAGCAUUCUGGCCGGAUCAACAACAUCACCUUCUUUUGCCUCACCAUUCGUGGGCUCAAUCGGCCAACCACUAUCUUCUCCGUCCUUUGAAGUUAAUAUCGUCAGCCUAGCCAGUCCCACCAAUGGCCAAAGACCCAAACAACAACGCCUGGACAAGCUUCCAGCAAGUUUAUCUACAGUCUCUGCUAAUAAUCAGCUAGGUAUCCGACCAGCGUUUGUCUCACCAGUUGAACCGGCAACCAAUGAAUCUUUGAGAAGUGGCGCAUCUGUUCCAGAAGCUGCACGUCAUGAUCCUCAAACUGCUGACCAAUUUCCACGUUGGCUCAUUCUUGGGUUACAGGCUCUAGCAAACUCACAUCCCAAUGACCGGUUUCAGGUGGAGAUGAAAAAUACAAUUGUCGAUAAGAUCACUGAAGUUCCAUGCGAUGCCCCCCUGCCUGCUGGAAAAUCUUUCUCUGACCACCGGAAAUUCAUGGUGUUGCCACAGAUCAAUUGUAUGGAUUGCCCUGGGGAGCCACACUUCCCAGGUCCAGGUCAAUCCGUCAGAAUGUUCGCGUCCCAUCUCGAGACUGUUUUGCACAGAACCAGAGUGGAGCUCGCGAUCGCAUCAGGGCGCGAGCGUGUUGCCCCAGGGACUCUUGACAGAGUUGUCACCUCCCUUUCAUACCCAUCUCUUGCAAAAUUGCCUCGCAAUUGCAGUCUAGUCGCAAGACGAAGUUCGGAAAAGCAGGAAGUCCGUGACUUGGAACUCUGUGCCAACACGGAAUUGGUGUUUAGAAACGGCAACCGCAGUAGCAAGUUGGAAGCAGCAUUGGCAUAUACUCGUGGCGAAGAAGCCAAGAAAGUAUGCAUGAACUGUGCCAGACUUGGGCCUAAUGACCCUUUCCAGAAGUGUAUCGUCAUGCCUAAUGAGUUCGAGGGCGCCUGUACUAAUUGUCGGUACAACAAUGCUGGAAACAGUUGUAGUCUGCAACGAUCGAUUGUUGUGCCAAGAAAACCUAGAAAGUCCAAAACCGCUUCUGCAGAAGAGACUGCAUCGCGACCGCCGAGAGUCAAGGCUACAAGAUACCCUUCGUGGUUGAAGGCAGAGCUGAACAGGUCAGGUUCUGACAGGAUAUCGGGUCUCGAUGAAGGUUCAAACUGAAUCACUCAGCCUUCUAGAUCAUCUACCCGACCUCUAGCGCCUCUGCUGUCCCUGUUACUCCAUGGUAGGUAUGGCAUCUUAAUGUCUGUGCUUUCUGCUUCUCUUUCGGCUGCCAUACCCCUUGCAGCGGCGAAUCUUUCCCAAGAACUCCAGCUGCAUUCUCAAGACGCCCCCAAUUGCAGAUGAGACAAUAUCAGAUCAGAUCUCGGUGCGUAUCACUGCAUGUCACUUUUUCAAUUUCUUGUACCAUCCCAGCAAUUUUACCAUGGUAGAGUCC
This is a messenger RNA of Mollisia scopiformis, 2158 nucleotides long. RefSeq lists its product as uncharacterized. Bases 340 to 1881 code for a protein of 513 amino acids. Lineage: Eukaryota; Fungi; Ascomycota; Leotiomycetes; Helotiales; Mollisiaceae. The record is from RefSeq and is a predicted model, not a curated record. The transcript has 3 exons.